GCGUGACACUUGCAUGGAAUAUGUGGGGUUGAAGACGACAAAUACUUCCUCUCUUCUACUUAGCUUCAAAAUCCAAUCCUCAAAAUCUCAAAAAGAAAGCACAAGCUCAAGCUGUCUUUCAUGGAGAGUAAGGGAUGCAGAAAACCAAACCUCACCCACAAAUCUCAGUUGCUUUACUGUUUAUUCUCCCUCAUCCUUUUCUCAGUUUGCUUAUUGGUUGGCAUCAGCGGCACUACAACCAGAUAUCAACAAGAUUUUAGGUUUCUACUGUUUGCUAAAGCUGCAGUUGGUAUUUGUUCUCAGGAAACUGCCCAGAAGAAUGCCGUUGACAUCCCAGUACGCCCUUUAAGCUUGACCAGGAGAUUGUUGAGUGGCCCGGGAUCAUCCCCGCCACGGUGCAUCUCAAAAUGCGGCGACUGCACACCAUGCAAGCCUGUUCACGUGUCGGUGCCGCCCGGAACACCGGUCACCGCGGAGUAUUAUCCAGAAGCAUGGAGGUGUAAGUGUGGCAAUAAGUUGUAUAUGCCAUGAUGCUCGUGUAAUUUUGUUUGGUCAUGUAAACAUAUGAGUAAUGCUAUUGCAUGUGACGAUGGAGAGACUAUUGCUGGUUUUGCUGUGAUAAUUUUUUUCUUUUACUUUAAAUACAUAUAUAUGUAAAUAA
Hibiscus syriacus is the source of this 661-nucleotide messenger RNA. RefSeq names its product EPIDERMAL PATTERNING FACTOR-like protein 4. The coding region runs from base 121 to 531 and encodes 136 amino acids. The record is from RefSeq and is a predicted model, not a curated record. Gene Ontology annotation, biological process: stomatal complex development; guard cell differentiation. The transcript has 3 exons. Lineage: Eukaryota; Viridiplantae; Streptophyta; Magnoliopsida; Malvales; Malvaceae.